AUGGAGAAUUGCACCACCAAUAGCCCCACCAUUGAUAUUCUCAAAAAUCAGCCUCUUCACAUCCAGCAAAUAGUCUUGGAAGCAUCCACCUGCGUCAUCACAUUUUGCUUGAUGUUGUCUUUCCUCAUCGCUGCCUGUCAGAAUAGAUUAUGGAUGAAAAAUAGGCUCGCUACUCUCUUACUCGAGAACAUCACAAAUCCCCUCGCACAUCUCUUCGUCAACGUCGUCGUCCUCGUCCUCGUCUUGCCCUUCAAGAACUACCUCUACUUCCUCUGGGUGAUGCUCCUCAUAAUCGGCUCCGAGUCCACCAGUUGCAUCUCCGGCUAUAGCCUCUCUGACCCCCAAACCGCAAAGAAGAUGUACUUCUUGCUCUUCGUCGACAACCUCUGCGUCGGUCUCUUGAUGAUCUGGUGGUACCCCAAAGGGUCCAAGUUCCGCGUUCACCUCUGGGCUCUUUGGAUCUUAAUCACGUUAAAGACAGCAGAGCGGUGCUUGAGCUUCUUCUCCGCCAGGCGAGCCUAUGGGACGAACAAGAUCGACCUCGUCUCCGACUACAUGCAGUACGAGCAUACGCUGAGCUCGCCAGAGGAGGUGGAUCCAGCCACUCUGCAAGGGUACAAGUACCUCGUACACGGGGAAGAAGGGGUCAAGUUCAACAUUAGUGGCGAUUAUCAGGUACGCAUCGACUUAGAGAAUCAAAGACUCGUGACCAUCGACAAGAUCUGGCGAUGCAAGACCGGCUUGCUCAGCCCGGGAAUUGACAUCCUCAAGGACUUGUGUCUCUCCUUCGCCUUGUUCAAGCUGCUACGGCGAAGUUUUGCUCGUUGCCCCGCGGCCGAGUCUGAGCGACCCAAGACUCGUGACUUGGUGUUUGAAGGGAUCUUAGCAAAGGGCGACGGGAUCAGAGCCUUCGAGGUGGUGAAGGCUGAGCUAGGGUUCCUUAGAGACCUCCACCACACCAAGUACCCCAUCAUCUUCGGCUGCGGAUUCCCGACUGUUAACUUCAUCAUAUGCCUCGCCGUUCUUGCAGUCAUGGGGUGGCUCAGCAAGGUAGUUUACCACGACUACCACCGUCCCCCGGCAGGUGAGAAGGUGCAUUACGUGGGGAAUUACAACGUCGAUCUCGACAUCACCUACAUUGUCGUGGGCAUGAUCCUAGCCAUGGAGGUCACUGAAUUCCUCACUUAUUUAUUCUCCGACUGGGCUAAGGUGAUGCUGGUAUGCGGCCAUGUCCAAGGUUCUUCUUGGCUUCUCAAACAUUAUUCUCUAUCCAAAAUGCUCAGGUUCAUCUGCACGCCCACUUUUUCACAAGCUCUGUGCAGUCACAUUGGCCAGCAUUCACUCCUUGACAACUCCAAUUCCUCGGCAUGCAGCAGCAGCAUCCUGGGAAGGAGGCUGGGGCCAGGGAAGGAUCAGAAUACGCUUGUCAAAGUGCCACCUGAAGUGAAGAUGGCGAUUGCUACUUCCCUCCGUCAAAGUCAAGGGAACCUGUCUAAUGGUGGAUCAUCUCUGCAGAGGAAUGGGGUUACAGAAUAUUUGGGCUGGGCAUGCAACUAUCCUACUCUCGUCCACACCAUAAUGGUUUGGCAUAUCGCUACGCACUACUGUGAGAUGGAAUACGAUCUAUCACAGAAGAGUGUCAGUGCUCCAACAAAUGAGAUGGUGCAACGCAACAAACUGACUGCAAAUGCAUUGUCUCAGUAUUGUGCUUACUUGUUGGUUUUUGUCCCAGAUCUGUUGCCAAUUAGUGCUAGGCAUGAUACAAAGCUUGUGCUCGAUAAGAUGGUGCAUGAGACUAGGACGUUUAUGGAAGGAGCCAAAACAGAGAGGGACAAGUAUGUCAAAAUGAACCAGGUGGGUAAUAAUGAAGAAACUGUCAUUGCGUUUGGGUCGAGAUUGGGAAAGCAGCUUGGAUCGAUAAGCUUAUAUGAAAGAUGGAAGGUGCUAGCAGAUUUGUGGGCAGAAUUGUUGGUGUAUCUUGCUCCAACUGAUAACCCCGAUGCACACUUGAAGAAACUUGCUGAUGGAGGAGAGUUUAUCACGCAGGUUUGGAUUCUUCUCUACCAUGCAGGCAUUCUUAAGCAGCCAUUAGCUACUACCAAUAUUGAUGCGUGA
Zingiber officinale is the source of this 2115-nucleotide messenger RNA. RefSeq lists its product as uncharacterized. The transcript has a single exon. Lineage: Eukaryota; Viridiplantae; Streptophyta; Magnoliopsida; Zingiberales; Zingiberaceae. The record is from RefSeq and is a predicted model, not a curated record. Bases 1 to 2115 code for a protein of 704 amino acids.